Protopolystoma xenopodis is the source of this 306-nucleotide messenger RNA. NCBI's taxonomy places the organism in Eukaryota, Metazoa, Platyhelminthes, Monogenea, Polystomatidea, Polystomatidae. The record is from the annotation of a GenBank genome assembly.
AUGAAGAUGCGACUGCAGUUGAAGCAGUUUUCCCUGAGGUCGAUCAACCACUUGCGCUUUGCACCAGUUUGUAGAAGUCGAGCUGGCAAGCGGCUUCGAGGUCUGCAAUCGUGGACUGGCGAUUGCCAGUUCGCUUGUGCUCGAGUGACCGCAAGAGACCCUUCAAGCCGGCUUCGAGGGGUUCAUGUUUUGUCGGGAAGACGACGCUUCGUGAAACACCAUUUGCCCACUCCGGCGUCGUUCAGACUUCCAGUCGGCAGUAGAACUGAGUCAAACUGCUCGGCCACCGGACGUCUGUCAGAAUGA